Messenger RNA from Drosophila innubila, 1375 nucleotides. It is a transcript of the gene Hmg-2, whose product is annotated as high mobility group protein 20A. The record is from RefSeq and is a predicted model, not a curated record. Gene Ontology annotation, biological process: regulation of gene expression. NCBI's taxonomy places the organism in Eukaryota, Metazoa, Arthropoda, Insecta, Diptera, Drosophilidae. The transcript has 2 exons. Gene Ontology annotation, cellular component: nucleus. Bases 52 to 1254 code for a protein of 400 amino acids.
ACAAAAAACAAACUUUUUAAUUAAAUUCUGGUGUUUGGCUUGCAAAAUAAAAUGGAUGGUAAACAAGAAAAUCAAAUACUUGCAGUGGUGAAUGAAUCGAAUGUUAAUGGGAAGUCGCAGGAAGUUUCAGAAGAGCCAGCCGUGGUUGCAGCGGCAGCUUUACUUUCCACAUCAAAUGCGGACGAAGAAAAUGAUGUGAGUGCCUCUCCUGCUUCCGGUAAAUUAGUAAAAAAGAAGACAAAGACGAAAGCACGAAAUUCGGUAGCCGGCAAUGAUUUAGAUACCGAACUGAAGAAGCUGUCGCAGCGAAGAAUUAAUGUAGCCGGUGCCCCUAAAAUGCCACUAAAUGCAUAUGUGAGGUUCAUGAACGAUCGGAGGGAGGAACUGCGUCGGGAGCUUCCGCAACGCACAGCAUUGGAGCACACGAAAAUCAUUGGUGAGGAAUGGCAUCAGCUGACCGAAGAUCGCCGGACGCCGUACAUGGAAGCGGCUGCCAAAGACAAAGCAUUAUAUCAAGAACAAAUGCACAAGUUCUUGAAGGAGCAUCCUGAAAUCCUUGCAAACGAGUUGGCCAAAGUUAAAAAGGUAUUCGACAGCAAAAUUCCCAAGGAUAAGACAACCACCAAUAGCACCAACAUUGAUGUCGUCCCGAAGAAAUCAAAUGCCAAAAUGCCGGUGACCAAACAACAAAGUGCACCAACUCCAGAUCCGGACGACAUUCCCCUGGCGCAGGUGAAACGUACGCCAACACCUCCGCCUCCUCCGCCGUCACAACCACCAUCAUUUAGUGCUUGUGCCAGUGUCAUACCACGUCAAUUUGCAGCUGGCGAGAUUCCCAUAUACACCAACGAGUUCAUCGAACACAAUCGCAGCACGGAAAAUGAGCUGCGAAUGCUGCGCAAGACCAAAACCGACCUGGAGCAACAGAAUUCCGUACUCGAACAGCAUGUGGACAACACCAAAGCGGGACAUGCCAAAGUCAUGGGGGAGGUGACCGAGCUGAAGGAGGAGAACGCACGAUUAAAUGCGUACAUAAAGGGUCUGCGACAGAAGGUGGUAAAAGCCUUGGAGGGCGUCACGUUGCCUCCACUGGAUCCCAAUGGACUGAGCGUGAAGAACGUUGACACCUAUAUACAACACUUGGCCAGCAUGAUCAGCAGCUCAUCCGUUGGAGGGCAACAAAACAACGCAAUGCUGAUGCAGGUGGGAGAUGUCUUGGGCAAAAUGGAUACAUCGGGAUUACAAAAGCCAUAAAUAUAGAUUAGUAGUAGUUUUACCAUUAAGUCAGUUAGUUCUCUAUUUAUAUAUAUUCAUGUGUAUUUUCUGGUCUGCAUGAAAAUAAGCCUAUAUCUAAUAAAUCGAAGCACAUAACAUA